Molecule: messenger RNA, 839 nt
Organism: Botrytis deweyae
Lineage: Eukaryota; Fungi; Ascomycota; Leotiomycetes; Helotiales; Sclerotiniaceae
Exons: 2
Coding region: 192-452 (86 amino acids)
Source: RefSeq, a predicted model, not a curated record
UUAUACCCAGGUAAAGUACUCGUUCGUGUGGUUCACAAAAAUCAGAUGGCAAUUUUCUCCUCUUCACGUUAAUAACUUCCCCUCAUUUCCAUAUCCACAAAACCCCACACCAUUGUGAGGACUUCCCAACCUUAACAUACGAAGAGCUAUUCUUUCCAAUCUCGGAAUAUUGAACUGUUAAUCAAUUGGUAAUGCCUACUAUUUUACCUGGCCUCAAAAAACUCAAAGAACGUCGAGCUCACGCCAAAGAGCUUCGAGGUCAAUCGAAUGAGUUGCACAGAUGCUAUCAAGAUAUGAAAGCCGUGGACGAUCGAUAUAACAAACCCCAGACGUAUCAUGUGGACCAAUUUACACAUACGAAUGGAGAUGCAGAUAAAUUGCAAGACCUGCGUGCUACGAUACCACGGGAAAUAGAAAUAAGGCCUUCAAGCGACUCAUCGGCACGCCCAUGAAGAAAACGGAAUCGCAAUAUAGUCGUGAUGGUCUCGUGUGCUUCAAAUAAGACUCAUUUCUCAUAGAAUCACCGAAUCAAUUUCAAGAGAAAGGAAUAUCUCUGGACUGGGGGCCACGGAUCGUUAGACGAAGUAGGAGAAUCCCAGUUCCCUCGUUUGUGAAGUGGUCGAGUCGAAUUUGAAAUAUUUAUGGUUUCGUCAAGGUGAUACGAUGGGCAUUUAUACAGCAUUGUCACUCCCUUGGUGUUGGAUUUGGAGUUUACGGUUAUCCUUGCAGCAAUUGGUGGCCGGAGCAGGAGGAAUUUUGACAAAGUGCAGUUCAUAACUUUCUCUGUGUGUAGGACAACUUGUAUAUUAUAUCGUUAUCGAAAAAUCAUCUUUCAAACC